Bolinopsis microptera is the source of this 3364-nucleotide messenger RNA. RefSeq names its product integrator complex subunit 3-like. The transcript is spliced from 15 exons. The record is from RefSeq and is a predicted model, not a curated record. Gene Ontology annotation, cellular component: cytoplasm. Bases 18 to 3008 code for a protein of 996 amino acids. Lineage: Eukaryota; Metazoa; Ctenophora; Tentaculata; Lobata; Bolinopsidae.
UCCUAUUUUUAAAGUGAAUGGAACCACCCAAAUCAUGUCUGUUCUCGCUGAACAACCUUGAAACAAACGAUGAAAUAGAUUCAGAGUUCCUCUUAGAUAAAGACUUUUUACUUCAGACUUUAACAGGUCUAUCAGAGAGGGAGGCACUAGACAAGCUCAAUGUCCUGACAUCCUCUAAUCCAGACAGCCACAAACGGGUAUGUGUAGCCCUGUUGUACGUGAUGUUAACGGACCAGAGUCAGGCGAGUAAGGCGUGGAGGGACCUGACUAUUGUGUCACGUGAUAACCUGCUGCUCGUUCUGGCUCGACUCAAUCAGCUGGUCUCACUCAGGUUCGAGAAACUUCUUAUGCCGGUAAAGAUGCAACUUAUCUGGAUUUUAGAACAGAUUAUCACAAGUAAUAUUCCUGGAGGUGAUCAGUUGUUUGUACUCAUGAUGAGUUGUAUUAAAGGUGGCGACACAAGGAGCCCAAACGUCCUGUUCGCUGAGCAGAUGAUCAAGAUUGUUACGUCCCAGCUGAAUUGGGUGGUUGCCAACUCGUUUAUCUUAAAUCUAUCAGUAUUCACAUUCCUUAGAUUGAUUAUAGAUCACACUACCCCUCAGGUUGCACAUUUACGCAAAGCAGAAAUCUCCCUCUCCAUCAAACUAAUCAGAGAAAACUUCACGGAAUGUAUGAAGCUAGGCAGAGACCUUAUCAGACUGCUUCAAGGGGUCGCUAAAAUACCAGAGUUCAUAGACUUGUGGCGAGACAUUCUGUACAGUCCUCAGAAACUGAGUCCCAGCUUCACGGGGAUCCUUCAAAUACUAUCAGUUAGAACGUCUCGCCGGUUUCUGGCCUCCAGACUUACUCCCGACAUGGAGGCAAGACUCUCUUUUCUAGCUACCCAGGUCAAGUUUGGUCAGCACCAGCGGUACCAGACUUGGUUUGCCAAACGGUACUUCACCGGACCGGAGACUCAGACUUUAGUUUGUGAUUGUAUCAGAUAUAUCUGUGGGGUAAUACAUCCUACAAAUGAAAUGUUAAAUUCGAACAUUGUCCCACGGUGGGCACUCAUCGGCUGGCUGUUAACAACCAUAACUUCAAACGUUAUGGCAGCUCAGACUAAAUUAGCGCUUUUUUAUGAUUGGUUUUUCUACAACAAAGAAUCGGACAGUAUCAUGAAUAUCGAGCCUGGUAUCCUCGUCAUGAACCACGCUCUAAAAUCUCAUCCAGUAAUAGCUGCCACCCUCAUGGACUUCAUAAUCAGAAUGACGGACGAGUUCUGUCCAGAGUUACAGAGAGAGGUGUGGUCAGGUAUCAACAACAGUUUUAAGGAUAUCAUCGACAAAAAGGUGAUAGCAGACUUCGCCUUACUGGUCAGCCACCCUAAGUUGGACGAAGAGCUCCGCCUCUCUUUUCACAGGAAGUUUCCGGGUAUGUGUUUAACAGGCCGUGGAGAGGAUGUGGGGGCGAAGGAGGAUGACGACAGUAAGUUCUCUGAUGACGACACAAGGUCUCCCCCUCCCCCACCUCCCCCUCCUCCAGCUGUUAACCUCUCUCUGGACAACAGAGAGAAGAUGCUCAAUGAGUCAGCCUUUUCCGGGUCCCAGGAAGAGGAGGAAGAGGAGUAUGUGCCGGAAUUUGUCAAGGAGCCAGUAGAAAAUGGCACAGUAGAUGACAGAGGUGGUGGAAGUGUAGGGGGUGGAGAUUCUGCGUCAGAGUACUCGGAGGAUAACGACAGUGGACUGUCUAGUCUUAUCGAUGACCUCGACCCAAGUAUCAAAGAGGAAAUCAGAAAGUUUGCCUAUGAAGCAGAGAACAUAGCACAGAGAACCUCUUUCGGCAACGUGAUAUCGAGAAUAAUGGAUCAUCCAGCCUGGACACGAGCUAAACUGGCUACAGUCGCCAAAUGUCUGCACGUCACUUUACAGCCCUAUUUUAGUCUUAGUGUUAUGGACGAUGAAGAUGAACAGGUUCCUCUCCAUCAUGGAAUAUUCCAGCUAUUAUCCAUCCUAACUAAAGACAAAAGACCCCGGAUUUGGAAGUUCUUAUCAGAGUUUUACAACGUGGAACCGAGAGUAGGAUACCACCUCCUCUACUAUUUGUAUAGCCGUGCUCAGCUCGACCUAUAUCUAGAGUUUACGAGUUAUACAAGUGCGGGUACCCUGAAAGCCUGUCUAACGGAGGACCUACGCAUCUGCCAAGAGGAAGACAGUCCCGCAACUUUCUAUAAAAUAAUCCCCGACCUCUAUCAGAAGUUCCCGGCUGUAACCACCGGCAACUCAAGCAUUCUCCAUCUUAUCGUGUCUUGUAUUGAUUCUCAACAACUUCACACUAUUGUUUGUAACGUGAUGAGUAAGAAGAUGAAGAUUUUCAACGUCAGAUCAAUCAGUUCUCUUCUGCGGGCCACUCUUGAGUGGGAAACGUUUGAACAGUAUUGUGUCUGGCAGCUUCUUUCUGCGGAGAGUGUUCCCUCUGAAUCCGUAAUAGAUGUGCUGAAAGAUAUUAAAGAUACUCAUCAUUUUGAGCUCUUUAGUUCGAUGUUGAUAUUCCUUAAAUCUGUGAAGCCCACGGAAAAGGUCGUCAAGAAGAUUAUCUUCUUGCAGAACUUUGAGGAUCAACUAGUGAUACCUAUAACAGUUUGGUGGAUAGAUAAGUACGGUGAAGGAGUAAUCAGGAUUAUUGAGGGUUUUAUCGGCUCUGCUGUUUCCAGUAUGGACGAUAAAAGACUGAAUAUUCUAGUCCAGUUUGUUGAGACUAUCUGCAAGGCAGUUGAUACGAAUCACGUGAUCUAUAACCAAGCUAACUUGUGGAGACAGAUCAAGUCAAGUUACAGUUUCAUCUCUGCUAGCGUGAAGGAGAACUGCCUCAUGGUUCAAAAAAUGAUGAAAGAGGGAAGAAAACAGUCUGGCUCACAAAGAGACUCCGAGUCGGGAUCAGAUCAGGACUCGGACGAAUCGGAGGAGGAACGUCCUAAACUCUCCAAGAGGAAGAGAGAUGUUUCAGUACUUGACAGUGAUGAUGACUAAUCGCCUGGGUCCUGGGUGUCAUCGUGCCUCUGAUCCACUGUAUCCUACACACAGCGUUGUGUCCUUAUUUGGGCAUGAUGUGUCUGACGAUGUUGUUCACCACACGUGAUCUGACUUACACUGUUUGGAUCGUGCAGAAAGAAUGUACAUUACCACGUUUGAAAUUAUCAGAAAAGGGAAAGGCAGAAAAUAACCGACAGUUAACAGUUAACAGUUAACAGUUAACAGUUAACAGUUAACAGUUAACAGUUAACAGUUAACAGUUAACAGUUAACAGCUGAAAGAACAAGUUGCAAUAGAAUUUUUACAAUUUGUUAAGGGAGGUUUACUGAUUAUUUUAAAUUCAGUAAUCCUCG